UAUGCGACGACAGUAAUUUAAAAACAUGAUAGCACCUCCAAAAAUCCCCAAAAUAUAUAAAAGGAAAGGUCAAGAUCAAACAUUUCGGAAUUUAAGUUCGACGACACAAUCAAGUUUCCAAUCAUAAACAAAACCAAAAUUUCAAAACCGACAGAGGCAUCUAACCAACGUGCUCAAUGGCUCAUGCAUGUUUUGAAUUAGUAAUAAGCUUGGGCGGUGCUAACAACCAACUACUGUUUGUUCGAUUGACAAUAAGUAAUGACGAGUUUGGCAAAAGUGAAUACCUAUAAAUUGAUAUGAACUGGAGCAUAUGAAAUCAUAACACACUUUACCAUCUCUUGGAUCAUUUCAGUCCGAAAAAAAAACCAAAACCUCUUCAAUAUGUUCAAAUACACCGUUGUCAUCUUUGCUAUCAUCGCCUGCGCUGUCGCCAAACCAGCACCAGGACUUCUUGCUGCACCACUUGCAUACUCUGCUCCAUUGGUUGCUGCCGCUCCAGGAGUUGUCACUGCGACCAGUAGCCAAGUGAUCGCAAGGAAUUACAAUGGAAUUGCAACUGCACCUGUUUUUGCUGCUCCAGUAGCCAAAUAUGUUGCCGCUCCAGUUGCAGCCCCAUUAGCAGCUAGAUAUGUAGCUUCUCCAUAUGCUUCGCCAUUGGCUUACUCAGCUCCUUUGGCUGCUGCUCCUUUGGGAUAUGCUGCUUCAUACGGAUAUGCGUCUCCUUUGAGCUACUCGUAUGCUUCAGCUCCUCUUCUGUUGUAAGAAGAAAAGAUGAUAACGAAA
Molecule: messenger RNA, 783 nt
Organism: Episyrphus balteatus (marmalade hoverfly)
Lineage: Eukaryota; Metazoa; Arthropoda; Insecta; Diptera; Syrphidae
Product: cuticle protein 38-like
Exons: 2
Coding region: 382-762 (126 amino acids)
Source: RefSeq, a predicted model, not a curated record